AGAGAGAAUAAGAAAAGGAGCGGCAGUAGGGCGAACGAAGGCUCGAGCGACCGAUCGACCGUAGCGUGUGCUCCCUCCAGUUCCUCUCUCUCUCUCUCUCUCACUCUCUCAACACACGUAGGUACACACACUCCCGACGGAGUAGAGACGACAACGAAUCGUCGAAGCAAGUGGCACGAGUUAGUUUCUCAGCAUCGUUGAAACGAUUAAGGUAGCAGCAUUCUCUUCGUACGAGCGAAAGAGAGAGAGGGAAAGAGAGAGAGAGAGAGAGAGAGAGAGAGAGAGAGAGAGAGAGAGAGAGAGAGAGACCUUAGUUUGGUUUCAUCUUUCGAAAGGCAAAGCGAACGUAGUCUCUCGUACCUUUCUCUUUGCGAAAGGAAACAGACGCUGAUCGAGCAAGCGUCGCGUAGUAUAUACGUUCAUAUAUAUAUAUAUAUAUAUAUGUUAUUAAAUGGAGGAGGGAGGGAAAAACGAAUUGGUCUCUUAGUGUGAUAUAUAUAUAUACGUUCGAAAUUUCAAUAGGAUAUAAAAGAUUAUGUAUUAUAUAAUUUGAUAGCGGUGAAAAAAACGUUAUUGUCUUGCGCGCGCCUUAAACGCUUCGAAAAGUGUUCUCGCAAACGAACGAACGAACCGUGUGCCGAGAACGAGUGCGAGUGAUAGUGCGCGCGUGCGCCCAACCGCGCGCAGGUACGCACGCGGAGGUGCACAAUAUUACUACUACUAUACUCCCCUUUCACCUCUCAACCCUCUCUCUCUCUUUCUCUCUCUCGUCAACCUCUUCUGAUCCUCUUGCCCUUAGCCUUGAUCGAGAAACUCUGAGGACGAGGCGACGCGACGCCAGCCGACGCGCCGCGACGCCGACCACGACGACGACGACGACGACGACGUCGUUCACUACGAGAAGUAACACAAAGCUGCUGUCGAAAACGUGGGGUUCGCUUUACGAUAAUGGACGAGGAAGAAAUCGACGGUGUCAAAUCGCCCAUCAAAAGACUUGGAUCAACUAGGAAAUUACUCGUUUUUAACAGGGGGAAAAUAAGAAGAAACAAAUCAACGGCGUCCUUUUCUCUAUUGGCGUGCAUCAUACAACAAAGAAACGGAUGGAUUCAUCCUUACAGUCCAGACACCAAGGAUGUUUUCCCAGAUAUAAGGCUGCAACUGAACGAACAGUUGAGAUGUCUCGACGUAAGGAUGGAGGCACAAGUUGCCCUUGUAGCCGAACUGCAAGAUUUCUUUCGCAGAAGGGCAGAGUUGGAGUUGGAUUACAGCAAGUCUCUUGACAAAAUGGCUAGGAGUAUACAAUUAAGACACAAGGAGCAAAAGCAAAAACGUGAACAGUGGCCCCUCUUCUCCAGUUAUGCCUGCUGGCAACAGCUUGUAAAUGAGACGAAAUCUUUAAGUAGAGAUCAUGCUGCCCUUUCAGAAGUCUACAGCACACAUCUUGUCGGUAGGCUUAAUCAAGUAAUGGAAGAUGUUCAAAGGAUAUACAAACGAUGUCGUGAGAUUGGCUACGAAACACACGAAGAAAUACUCAGAGUUCUUCACGAAUUACAUACAACGAUGAAGACUUAUCAGGCUUAUCAAGCAGAGUCAAGACAAGCCGAAACUAAGUUACGUGUAGCUGAGCAACAGCGUAGUAAGCUAGAGGUUGCUAAUGCGCCACCAGAAAAAUUAGCUAGGAGCAAAAAGUACAAGCUCAUCGAGAAAGAGGUGAACAAGAGAAAGAACAAGUAUCAAGAAGCCAAAUUAAAAGCUUUGAAAGCAAGAAACGAAUAUAUAUUAUGCUUGGAAGCUUCCAACACGACAAUUACCAAGUAUUUCGUUGAUGAUCUUUCAGAUCUCAUAGAUUGUAUGGAUUUUGGCUUCCACAAUUGCAUCGCUAGAGCAUUGUUAAUGCAUUGUAGUGCGGAAGAGGGUAGGCAGCGUUCGUUACAAACUGGUGCAGAGCAAUUGGCUGCAUGCGUGGGUGCAUUGGAUUCGAGAGCGGACAAGCAAAGGUUCUUGGAAUCUCAUCAUGCUGCUUUUAUGAUUCCUAAAAAGUUUGAAUUUCAAGGACAACGUGGAGACGAGACUCCCGAGCCUGAAUUACAAAAGGUGCUACACUUGGAAAUGGAACAGCGAUUAACUCAAUUGCAACAGAGGGUUACGUCUCUUAGAACAGAGUCGGAGGAAGUAUGGAAGACUUUAGAAACGGCGGAGGCGAGUCUCCUUGAAAUGUUAACCGCCAAAGAUUACGACUGCUCGAGAUAUUUCGGCGAAAAUGCUGUACCAACGUCUAGACCACCGGAAACUUUACAGAUCAAAUUGAGAGCUGAUAGACAAGAGACAGAAGAAUUUUAUCUUACCAAAUUCAGAGAGUACCUUCUUGGAACUUCAAGAAUAGCCAGAUUGGAUGCAAAGCAGGAAUAUAUACGUCAAAGUCUAUUGGAUGGUUCUACGGCCAGUCCAAAUCCAUCCAUUUCUACUACCAAGCAAAAACAAGCACGUAGAAAACGAAUCGGACGUUUACAGAUGAACGGCCAACCAAAAUUAUUCGGUGGUUCUUUAGAGGAAUAUUUAGAAAGCACGAAUCAAGAAAUACCUUUGAUCAUGAAGAGUUGUAUAAGGGUUAUCAACCUUUACGGUUUACAUCAUCAAGGAAUAUUUCGAGUAUCUGGUUCACAGGUGGAAAUCAAUAACUUCAGGGAAUGGUUCGAAAGAGGUGAAGAUCCUUUGGCAGAUGUAACAGAUGCUUCCGAUAUUAAUAGCGUCGCUGGUGUCUUGAAACUUUAUUUGAGGGAAUUGAGAGAACCAUUGUUCCCUAUCAUUUAUUUCGAGCAUCUUAUGGAAUUGGCACAAUUAGAAUCGAAGCAAGAAUUUGUUAACAAGAUGAAGGAAUUAAUAGCGAGUCUUCCAAGACCAGUGGUGAUAGUAAUGCGUUAUCUUUUUGCUUUCCUCAAUCAUCUUUCAGAAUUCUCAGAUGAAAAUAUGAUGGAUCCUUACAACUUGGCCAUUUGCUUUGGUCCAACUUUAGUACCUGUCCCAGAGGACAAGGAUCAAGUUCAGUAUCAAAAUCAGGUGAACGAACUGAUCAAGAAUAUUAUUACCUUCUGCGAGGAAAUAUUUCCUGAAGAUAUAGGUGGUACGCAAUAUGAGAAAUAUAUCAGCAGAGAACCAGACGACGUAGACGUCGGUGAUUCGCCAACAGAUCAGGUUCAAGAGGACAUGGAUUCUGAAGUUUAUCCAUCGGAGGAUGAAUCAGAAAAUUUGGAAGCAACAGCACAGUUCGAUUUCAACGCUAGAUCGGAGAGAGAACUCAGCUUUAAAAAGGGUGAUACUUUAACUUUAUUUACGCAAGUUAGCAACGACUGGUGGCGAGGCUCAUUGGCUGGCAGAGAAGGAUUAAUACCUGAUAAAUAUAUCAUGUUGAAAAUAAAAGAUGAAGAACGAGAAAAAGAAUUAUUGAAAUCAUCCAGUGAAGAAUCCAUGAGACGAAGAGCUUCCAGUUCAGCAGACAGUGUUCUACCUAACAACAAUUCACCAUUGAUGAUGAGUUCAACUGGUACGUCGAACGCAUGGUCUUCGACUCCUGUAUCAGAUAUAUCUAUUACAACGAACACGAUGUCAGGAGAAAAUAAUAGUACUAGCAGUGGUAUCGUACCGGCAACUGUUGUUACACAUGUGCCCUGCAUUUCUUCGGCUCAACCUAUCAUCAGUCGAGAGGAAUCCACAACGUCCGGGAAGUUUACCAAAGUAUCGACUCCUGAAAAUGAGAACAUUUCAGAAAAUCUUUUGGUAUCGAACUCAAUUGAUUUGUCAAUGAUUGCACAAGAACGGAUGGAUGAAAACGAAGAAGCUGGAGGAGUAGGAGGAGGAAUUGGAGGUGGUGGUGGGCAAGGUAACGAAAGCGGGAUAAAAAGUCGAGGAGCUGGUAGAAAACAACAUCAUUGGAAAUCGCAAAGCGUAGGGGAGUCUACGGUAACGGUGACAGUGACAACAGGUUCGGACGGUCAUAAUCAAUGUAUUUCUCAGAAUUCCUCGAGCAAUGGUUGUAACUUUCCUGGUGGUGAUGGUGGACAAUCCACCGAGGAGGAUAUACAACACGAACAAACAACUUUCUCAGCUAAUCGAGAGCUCUGGCAAAGAAGAGCGACCUCUCAAACCCAAUUAAAUCCCCCAAUACCACCAGGCGGCAACGCAACUACAACUUCUUCCAAAUCUUAUCGUAGCUCGCAGGAAUUUCGAGAAAUGCGACAAAAACAGACACCUGAUCUCGUUAUGGAUUUACCAUUGUCGGCACAGGACGCUAGUAAAAAGUCUGCUUCGUCUAGUAGCUUAAGUAGUUCCGACGACGAGACUAGUGUUGUUUUACCUAACAGAACCACCGAAGCAGCAACCUCACCAACAGGUGGUCCUGAAUCACCGGACAUGAGCACCGCUGCCGAACGUUUUGCUAAACAGAAUCAGUGUACAUUGAAAAAGAAUACUAAGACUAAUCCAGAAGGUUCGAAAUUGAAACGUCUUGAAACAGCGGAUCAUUUGGAAUCUACCGAUAUAGAAGGAACGGAAGAGAUCGUAAGAUCGGCCAGUACCAAUCAAAUAUCAGAUUCUCUGGCGCUUCGUUCACCAUUGCCACCUAGAUCAACGCCAAAAAUCGUCGCUAAAUUCGCGGAUAUGCAUUUGACAGGUGGUAGCCAAGUAUCCUCGUUCAAGCCUCAGGUCAAAGUCAAGCCAACAAUUCUUCGAAAACCAGUUUUACCUUUCCCACAUCCUCACAUGAGCCCAGAACUCGCGAGGAAGAUCGAAAAGCAGGCUCAGAGUGCCGAACAAGCUAAUUGAAGAUAUACGCAAAUAUAAAUCCGAUCUACGAUCAUCAUCAUCAUCAUCAUCAUCAUCAUCAUCAUCAUCAUCAUCCUUAUCAUCAUCAUUAUCAUCAUUAUCAUCAUUAUCUUCUCCCACAUCGACCAGUCACUCCGCCCAUUACACUUCGCAAGGACUUAUGUGUUACUCCGUGAGUUUCUCUAGAGAAAAGAAAAAAAAAACAAAAAAAAAAAAAAAAAGAAAGAAAACAAAAAAAAAGAAAAGAAACACGAAAAGAAGAAGAAGAAGAAGAAGGAAAAAAACGAGAACACGACGAAGAAAAAGAAAAGAAGAAAAAUCGUCUGUGGCCGAUAGCAUGGUCCGUUUUAUCUCAAGGCAUACGAGAUCUAUAAUACAUUGAUUCUUACAUUGUUUUAUCAUUUAUAUUUAAAGGAUCUUUUGAAGGAAAGACAGAGGAAACGGAAAUGGGGGAAGAAAGAUUCUCGCAUUGAAAGCUUUUUGCUUAGGUAGAACGGGCCGCUACCGUCCUAUGGGCGUGAGUUUAUUUUUUCUACUGAAUCUUUUCCAUUUUCGCAUAUAAUUUUUUUACCAAAUGAACGAGAAAUAAAAUAAAAUACAAAUACAAUACGAUACAAUAAAAAAAUAAAAUAAAGUAAAAUAAAAUAAAGUAAAAUAAAAUAAAAUAAAAUAAAAUAAAAUGAACCAGCGAAGGGAGACGUUUCUAGUCAUCAAACGAAAGAAAGAGAGAAGAAGAGAAGAAACCGUGAAUGAAAAAGAAAAGAAGAUAAAUAGGACGAUGCAUCGAAUAUAAAUAAUUUCAUGUAGAAGAAGAUGAAGAAGAAGAUGAAGAAGAAGAAGAAGAAGAAGAAGAUAAAAAAGAUUACUUAGUCGACAUGAGAAUAAUCUAUGAUUAUAUUAUGUAUGUAAUUUAUUUUUAAAUCGCGAAAUAUCAGCAUAUCCAAGAACCUCCUCUUAACGAUUUAAUGAUCAUAUUUGUGAUUAUUAUAAACACGUUCGAUGUUCCUUUAAUGCGCAAACGAAUAUAUGAGUUUUAUCCGAAGAAGCUAUAUUUAACGUUGCGAGCUUCUUGUUCACAAUAUAUGCAUAAUUAGUAGAGAAAGAGAGAGAGAGAGAGAGAGAGAGAGAGAGAGAGAGAGAGAGA
Molecule: messenger RNA, 5962 nt
Organism: Vespa mandarinia (Asian giant hornet)
Lineage: Eukaryota; Metazoa; Arthropoda; Insecta; Hymenoptera; Vespidae
Product: rho GTPase-activating protein 4
Biological process (GO): signal transduction
Molecular function (GO): protein binding
Source: RefSeq, a predicted model, not a curated record